UGUUUUUUAAUGCAUAUAUUAAUUUGUUAAAUAAAUAUAUAUACCAUAAAUGAUGUAAAAAAAUAUUUAUGUAUAUAAAAUGAAAAUAAACACCCGCACAAUUAAAUAAAUAUAUAUACCAUAAAUGAUGUAAAAAAUAUUUAUGUAUAUAAAAUGAAAAUAAACACCCGCACGGUUGUGCGAGUCGAAAGCCGUGCGGAUCGAAAUCUAGUUGGCUUUAAGUUACAAAAAAAAGUAUUGGAUUUCCAUUUUAUUUUAAAAUCAUGAAACGUUAACCUAUAACUUUCUUCAACAUGUCAAUAUGAAAUUUUUUGAUGGUCAAUUGGUCAUCCAAUCACUUUCAUUCAAUUCACUGGAUAUAGUAAACAUCAGCAAUUGUUUUUAAUGCCAUCAGCAAUAUUCCUCUUUAAUUUCUGAUCUUUCUUCUCACCGUGUACUAUUAGAAAACAAUCAAUAUUUCAAAACUUUAUAAUAUAAUAGUAUAACUAACUAUUAAAUUUCAAGAGUCAAAGAACAUGUCAAUACGUAUUGAAAAAUCAAGGGUUUCAAAAUAGUCAAUGAACAUCAAUAUGUAUUGCAAAAUCAAAGGUUUCAUUAUGUCCAUCAAUGAACAGCAAAUACGUGUAUUCAUGUAUCUACUGACGCUAACAUCCACCAAUACAAAAUCAAGGGUAUCAUUAUAUUAUGUCCCUUAGCAUGGUUAAACUUUUGUAAUAGUUUAAAGCAGAUUUUCCAUAUAAACUUAAAGUCAAAUAUUAUAUAAUCAGCAAAAUCAGACAUUAUGCAUUUAGUUUACAAUAAAUAAAAUAAUAUCAAAUAUUUAUAUAGAUGAUGAUUUUUAAGUUUUAAAUAAUAAUAUAGAUCCAUUAUUCAAACUAAUGAUUCAAUUAAAAUAAUUAAAAUAUGACAAAUAAAAAAAAUUAUUAACUAAAAUUAUUGAAAACAUGAUAAAUAAUCAAAAUAUCCUAAAAUCAUGGAGAACAUGACAAAUAAGUCAAAUCACUUUUCAAAUAAUAGUAUAGAUGUAUAUUUGUAAUUCACUUAUAUAUUACGUAUGAUGUUGAUACUUUUUGCGGUAUACGGCAGACUAUCCACAUAUAAUCUCAAAUCUAAAAAAAAAGACAAGAAUCACACACCUACAAGAUCUUCUUUUACAGUUGGGAAAUUUGAGUUGUAUACGGUCAAUAUAACAAAUUUCUUUGUCAUUGAUUUGAAGAGUGAGAUGUACUAUUGGUUAAUGAUGUGAAAAUUGAUCGUAUGGAAUGAGGAUUGAGUGCUAAUGGGUAAAGAUGAUCGUAAAGAGUAACGAAUCCAAUCACACACCUACAAGAUCUUUCUUUUACAGUUGGAAAAUUUGAGUUGUAUGACCAAAGUGUGUAGUUAAUUAGGUUCAGAUAUUAGAUUAUCUAUUUUUUUUUUAAAUCAAAAUGAAAGUCAAAAGUUAUGAAAAUCUUUUUUCCUUCUAAAUUAUAAACUUAAUAUAUGGAUGUAUAUCUUACAUAAUGCAUCCGUGAUUUUUUUUAUCAAAAUAUUAAAUUACAAUUUUUUCUUUAUGAAAAUUUACUUAUUUAAACAAAUUAAAAAUUACUAUCUACACAUUUCUUGUGGACAUGCAUCCAAUUUAUGAUUUCCAAGUAUAUUAUUAAAUCGAGAAAGAAUUAAAUGUUGCUUUUCAAAAAAUUGAUUACCGUGAGAUAUAUUACAUCUUUUUAUAGAUUGGAGUAGUGCAUGCUUAAAGUUAUAUAAAGAGAUGGAGCUGUCAAAUGUAAUGACCCAAAAAAAAAGGAGAGAUAGGUAGAUCUUUCCUAGUUUCUAAAAUGUCCCAAGUAGUGAGUUGUGGUGAGAUGGAACCAAGCAGGUGGUCAAAACUUCCUUCAGAUCUCAUGCAGUUGGUUUUAGAACGUCUUGGUUUUGCAGAUUUUCAAAGGGCUAAAUCUGUUUGUUCAUCUUGGCACUAUGCAUCCAAACAAACUUCACCAAACAAUCAAAACCCUUGGUUGAUUCUAUUUCCAGAAGAAGGUAAAGAUUGCUGCCUCUUGUUUGAUCCCGAGGAAAAAGAUGACAAGUUAUAUAGAAUUCAAAAUCUAGGGGUCAACUUUGCAAAUAGUAAUUGUUUGGUUACAUAUGGAAGUUGGCUCUUGAUGCAAGACGAUCAUCAAUACAAUUUAUUAUACAUUUUGAAUAUAUUCACCUGUGAGAAGAUAGAUCUGCCUUCCAUGAAGUCUCAACUUAGUAUUGCAGAGACUGAAGAUGAUAUGUUUCUUGUAAGAUUAGAUAACAACAAAGAUGUUCUAUUCUGGUUUGACGAGAAAACCAAAGAUUAUGUGGUUAUAUGGAUAAUCCAACCAAGAUUUUUGGUUUAUUCCAGAAAGAGUGAUAAAUAUUGGAAACGAAUUGAGCUUUUCAACUUUAAUUUUGACAUGGUAUACAAAGAUCAUAGACUUUACUUGUAUACUAGCUCUCGUGAUGUCAAAGUCUUGGAUUUUUCACAAGAUAUCCCGCGACAAGUAUUUGAGACGCAAGUUAACUAUGAUUAUUCGAGAAAGCCAGAGGAUGUUUUCUACUAUGAUGCUCCUCUUCAUGUAUGUAGGAAGAUCAAGACUGAAAAUCUUGUAGUCAGAGUGACUGGUGAAGUUCUGAGGGUUAAGAGCAUAGUUUUGUGCAAUUCUGACUUUUGGUACUUCCGCAUCUACAAGAUGAAUUCAUCAAAUAGCGAGUGGGAGUAGUGCUGGGAAUAUGAAUCAUUAUCCGCGGGCCCCGCCCUAUUUGACCCGCUGCGGGGCGGGUGCGGGUCGAGUGAUUUGAAAAAUUUGGUUCACGGGUGCGGAUGCGGGUUGAGUGAUUUUUAUGCGGGGCGGGUGCGGGUCAGCCAAAAUUCAGCGCGGAUACCCGCCAACCCGCAAAAACUAAAAAAAAAAGAUUUUUUUUAAAAAUAUUAUUUUUAAAUAGAAAAUUUUUUAAAAAUAAUUUAAUUUUAAUUAUAAAUAGAUUAAUAUUUAUUAUUUUUAAUAAAAAAUAUUUAAAAUAUUAAAUUUUAUUGUUAUUUUUAAUAAAAAAAUAUUUAAAAUAUUAAAUUUUAUUGUUAUUUUAAUAAAAAAUAUUUAAAUUAAUAAUUGUUAAUAUUAUUAAUAUUAUCCGCGGGUCUAGCGGAUCACCCGCGGGUUUUAGCGGGGCGGGUGCGGAUUUCAUAUUUUCUUCUUGCGGGUCAAGCGGGUCAAAUUUUUUGAGUAAAAAAAAUCAGUUUACCCGCGGGUUGGCGGGUCAGCGGGGCGGGUUUGACCCGCAACCCAGCUCUAAGUGGGAGACACUUGAUUCUUUGGGAGAGG
This is a messenger RNA of Brassica napus (rape), 3326 nucleotides long. RefSeq names its product probable F-box protein At4g22060. The record is from RefSeq and is a predicted model, not a curated record. The transcript has a single exon. Lineage: Eukaryota; Viridiplantae; Streptophyta; Magnoliopsida; Brassicales; Brassicaceae. The coding region runs from base 1818 to 2726 and encodes 302 amino acids. Gene Ontology annotation, molecular function: protein binding.